Messenger RNA from Populus nigra (black poplar), 2101 nucleotides. RefSeq names its product MACPF domain-containing protein NSL1. Gene Ontology annotation, cellular component: plasma membrane. Lineage: Eukaryota; Viridiplantae; Streptophyta; Magnoliopsida; Malpighiales; Salicaceae. Gene Ontology annotation, biological process: regulation of salicylic acid mediated signaling pathway; plant-type hypersensitive response. The record is from RefSeq and is a predicted model, not a curated record. The coding region runs from base 171 to 1988 and encodes 605 amino acids. The transcript has 7 exons.
AGAGUGACGUUUUUAAACGCUUACUAGCAGAGAAAGAAAAGCAAAUCAAAGACCAAUUCAAUGAUCGGUAUUCAACUCCAAAAACCCUCUCCAACUACUCCAAUACUACGUCCUAAAACCCCACAAGUUAGUUUUUUCACUCGACAAAGCUAUCUAAUUGUACUAUUUUGAUGGAAAAUAAUCGGCUUGAUGCUCAAUCAGCAGCAGAGAAGGCGGUGUCUGUGAUUGGAUUUGGAUAUGAUUUGACUAAAGAUAUUCGAUUGUCAUCUUGCAAGCCAGGUCCUUUUGGGUCGAGAUUGAUCGAGCUAGACCUGGCUCGAAACCAAGAGCUUUUUGUUCCUGGUGGGGUUAUUGUUCAGAACGUGCCUAAUGGUAUCAAGUGUGAUAAAGGGGAGCGGACUAGGUUUCUCUCUGAUGUUCUCUCUUUCAAUCAGAUGUCGGAGAAAUUCAAUCAGGAAAUGUGUUUAUCAGGUAAAAUUCCCUCGGGACUGUUUAAUUCCAUGUUUGACUUGAGGGGUUGUUGGCAGAAGGAUGCGGCUUCUGCAAAAAAUCUUGCCUUUGAUGGUUGGUUCAUAACACUAUAUAAUGUUGAGUUGGAAAGGUCCCAUAUAACGUUGUCUGAAGAGAUGAAGCAUGAAGUGCCUGCAACAUGGGAUCCUGUUGCCCUGGCUGAGUUCAUUGAGAAAUAUGGUACUCAUAUUGUUGUUGGGGUAAAGAUGGGAGGUAAAGAUGUGAUACACAUAAAGCAGCAACAAAAAUCAAAUCUUGAGCCCCCUGAAGUGCAGAAAUUGUUAAGGGAAUAUGCUGAUAAGAGGUUUUCAGGAGAUGCAAACCCUGCUGAAUUAUCAGGAAAACCAAAGGAUGAACACAUUAUGCAUUGGGAUUUCCAUGGAGUAUUUGCCCAUUCGAGUAGGCCACCUGUCAUUACUUCCAUAAAGAAUGAGCAUAUAACGAGCAUUUGUAUCCGAAGGGGAGGUGUGGAUGUUGGCCAAAGCCAUAACCAAUGGCUUUCAACUAUAUCACAGUCGCCAAAUGUUAUUUCAAUGUCCUUUGUGCCUAUAACAUCUCUUUUGAGUGGUAUUCGAGGCAGUGGAUUUUUAAGCCAUGCGGUGAAUCUCUACCUUCGAUACAAACCUCCAAUAGAGGAACUCCACCAGUUUUUAGAAUUUCAGUUGCCUCGGCAAUGGGCUCCAAUAUAUGGUGAUCUGCCUCUUACUCUCAAGCGCAGAAAACAAGCAACUCCAUCGCUUAGGUUCACCAUCAUGGGCCCUAAGCUUUAUGUCAAUACCACACAGGUUGAUUCUGGAAAUCGGCCAGUAACAGGAAUCCGGUUAUAUUUGGAGGGUAAGAGAAGUGACCAUUUGGCCAUCCAUCUCCAGCACCUUUCCUCUCUUCCCAAUAUGGUCCAACUCUCAGAUGAUCUCAGGCAAGAGCCUAUUCAUGAACCUGUAGAACGAGGCUACUUUGAACCAGUUAAUUGGAGCAUAUUCUCACAUGUCUGCACUGCUCCAGUGGAGUACAAUGAUGCCCGCAUUGAUGACCCUGCUUCCAUUGUCACAAAAGCCUGGUUUGAGGUUAAGGUUGUUGGGAUGAAGAAAGUUCUGUUCCUGAGGCUUGGAUUCUCAAUGGUGGCAUCUGCAAGACUCCGCAGGUCAGAAUGGGAUGGACCUUCAGCCUUGUCACGAAAAUCAGGGGUCUUCUCGAUGUUGAUUAGCACAAGGUUCAGUGCAGGAUUGAAUCCACCUGAGAAGCCAGUGAAAGUGGACUUAAAUUCUGCAGUUUUUCCUGGAGGCCCCCCUUUACCAUCUAGAGCACCGAAAAUGUCGAACUUCGUGGACACAAAGGAAAUGGUGAGGGGUCCAGAGGACCCGCCUGGAUAUUGGGUGAUCACUGGAGCCAAGCUCUGUGUGGACGGUGGUAGAAUCUCAAUUAAAGUCAAGUAUUCAUUGUUAGCCAUAAUGUCGGAGGAGUCGAUGAUGUUCAUGUAAGAACAUGCAGAAGGGAACGAAUGUGUUCAUUCGUACAGUUGUAACUGUAAAUGAUAACAAUGUAAUUUUCUUAAAAUACUAUUCCGAAGGAAAUCAGAUUCGUUAAAUGUCAA